UCUGUCCGGACAUGUGAGCGGGUUGCACAGAUACUCGGAGUCGGUCUCGGCACGCCAUUGUGGGGAGAAGCUGUUACUUUCACACUUUGACUGACUCCACAGUCUGAGCUAAGCUUUCCCAGCUCAGUUAUUAACCCGAAUUUAGUAACAGCAGGAGCAAAAACUGUCCCACGAUGGCCACGGACUCAUGGGCUCAGGCAGUGGACGAACAAGAAGCUGCGGCGGAAUCGAUCGGAAACCUUCAAAUAAAAGAGAAACCAGAAGAAAACGGCACCACUGCAAAUGCACCAGACUCGAGUUCUGCUGUUGCAAAGUCACAAGGUGCAGGUGAAAAGAAGGAAACAGAUGAGGAUGACAAAGAUGACAAAGCGGCACAGUCAUUACUAAACAAACUCAUCCGGAGUAAUCUUGUCAAUAAUCCCAACCAAGUGGAAGUUCUUCAAAAGGACCCCAACUCUCCACUUUACUCGGUCAAGUCCUUUGAGGAGUUGCGACUUAAACCUCAGCUACUUCAGGGAGUUUAUGGCAUGGGUUUCAACCGGCCAUCAAAAAUCCAGGAGACUGCCUUACCUAUGAUGCUGGCUGAACCUCCACAGAAUUUAAUAGCCCAGUCACAGUCAGGAACAGGAAAAACAGCUGCCUUUGUCCUGGCCAUGCUCAGUCACGUCGACCCCAACUACAACUAUCCUCAGUGCUUGUGUGUGUCGCCCACCUAUGAACUGGCCCUUCAGACUGGUAAAGUGAUCGAGCAGAUGGGCAAACACUAUCCCGAGGUCAAACUCGUCUACGCCAUCAGAGGAAAUAAAUUGCAGCGUGGAAUAAAGCUGCAGGAACAGAUAGUUAUUGGCACACCUGGUACAAUGCUGGACUGGUGCACAAAGCUGAAGUUUAUAGACCCCAAGAAGAUCAAGGUGUUUGUCCUGGACGAGGCUGACGUCAUGAUCGCCACACAGGGUCACCAGGACCAGAGUAUCCGUAUUCAGAGGAUGCUGCCAAAAUCCUGUCAGAUGUUACUUUUUUCAGCCACGUUUGAAGAAACGGUCUGGAACUUUGCCCAGCGCAUUGUGCCCGACCCCAACAUCAUCAAACUGAAGAGAGAGGAGGAGACUCUGGACAAUAUCAAACAGUACUUUGUGAUGUGCUACAGCAAGGAGGAAAAAUUCCAGGCUCUCUGCAACAUCUACGGAGCUAUCACCAUCGCCCAGGCUAUGAUCUUCUGCCAUACAAGGAAGACUGCAGGCUGGCUGGCUGGGGAGCUGUCCAGAGAAGGUCACCAGGUGGCACUGCUCAGUGGAGAGAUGCAGGUUGAACAGAGGGCUGCGGUCAUUGAGCGCUUCAGAGAUGGCAAGGAGAAGGUUCUGGUCACGACAAACGUUUGUGCUCGAGGCAUCGAUGUAGAGCAGGUUUCCGUGGUGAUCAACUUUGACUUGCCAGUAGACAAGGACGGUAACCCAGACAAAGAGACCUACUUGCACAGGAUUGGCCGCACGGGUCGAUUUGGCAAACGGGGACUGGCGAUCAAUAUGGUGGACGGCCAGAUGAGCAUGAACAUCCUCAAAAGGAUUCAGGAGCAUUUCAAUAAAAACAUUGAACAACUAGACACUGAUGAUCUGGACGAAAUCGAGAAAAUCGCCAGCUAAAGAAUGGGACGUGGCCGCACGAUGGACGCCGACCUAACUUCCCUUCCCCUCUCCACUCUCCAAGGACUGUGUGCUCCUACAGUGUUUUAUGCUUUUAUUUUUUUAGCUGUCGGAGGAAAGGGCAAAAUCACAAACACAGCAUAAGUUUACAUGUGGAUGUGUCUCCUCUCAGACAUGUGUUUUUGUAUGUCUCUGGAACAUACCCCAUUUCACUCUUUGUACUUCUUUUGAAUAAAGACCAUGAGUUUUAUUGCUGUGUUUUGUGAUGCUGCACAAGAGGCAGGAUUUAGUUUAGACACAGUUUAACUGAACACACCUGGAUUUAAAAACAACAACAACACUGCUACUAUGUGUUUGCAUGAUACAAGUGACUCUUUUGAAGAGAUUCACAAACAAAAAACACCUCAUUGACAAAUUAUUAUGUGCCACAGAGUUUCAAGGAACAGCAACUUGAAUGAAUGUAACUAAAUCAUGUAAACUGUUAAAAGCUCCUGUUUCUUACCAAAAUGGAAAAGAGUGAAGUUGGGUAUGUUGGUCCAAGUGAUACUUAAAUCAUUUAUGAUUGUUACUGAACUGGUGAUGGUCGAGUUUCAAGGGUCUAUGCAAAUUUAUCUAACCUGUGACAGCUCUGUAAUCACAUGACACAAAAAAACAAACAAAAAAAAAUUAAUCCUCAAACAACCUCAGCUUUAGCAUCAGGGCGUGUAGUUUGUUAAAUGCCAAUAAUGUUUGCCUAGAGUGAUAAUACACUACUAACUCCAAUUCAUGCUCACUUCUGAUUUCUGUGUUUAACUGGUAAUUAAUCAGCCAACCCUACGUUUUUACUUGCGUUAUUUGUCAUUUUAAAAACUAUCAUGGCCACAAUCAGAAAUGACUUGGCACCACUGUUCUCCCCUUCAUCUGUGCUCAUGAAGGUUAAACUCAUUUGAAUUACUAACGUGGCCAUUAAGUUGUGAUAUAAUGUGUUUCCUUUUGUCAGUGUUUCACACAAUCUUUUCAAUCAGGGUCUCGACUUGAGCUCAGCUCCCUUCUUCACCCAGGCUGUGCUGUUUUUAGGAAUUAUAAGUUUUAAAAAAACAUAACUACUCAAUGCUUUCCUCAAGUGCAUUAUAUAUACAUUUGAUUUUUUGUUCCUGAUAUACUCAGAUAUCGGGCUUAAUGUUCUGAUUAACACUUGAAAUUUCGAUGAAAUAUUGACUUAACGAGCGUCUUUAGGAUGUGUGAAUUAUCUUCUUGAAACCAAAUGCUGAAUUCACUUGAGGACCUAUGCCAAUCAGAUUCACUGUGUUGCUCCAACACGGAAUAGUAAACAUGUACUUGUGUACAUAUUUAAAAUUUUUAGGUGAAAUAGUGGCUGAACUAUUGACAGUUAGUCACUUCUAAGAAGUGCAAAAAAGAAAAAAAAAAACAUUCCUCAUGAGGUUCAAUUUUGACGGACACGCGGCACUUCGAAUAUGAUGAGUUUAAACCCGUUGCAUUACAGGAUGACUGGAUGAAAUUAAUCUGGUGUGUUUGAUUCAAAGCGCUGGAACAUUAAGGGCAGUGAUUGGUCAGUCUGAACCUUGUUUUUUAAACCUCAUGAGUCUGGUUUUAACGGACUGUUUAUGGACAACUUGCUGUAACAACGUCACUCCACUCACUGAGCAGAUGCAGCCAAAGUAGAGGCGAGCGAGUGUGGAAAGCGGCGUAUGCCGUUUUAUUUGGACAUUUGGAUGUAAACAUGAAAUAUGAGCGUGUGUGAGUGUGCAUGCUCAUAUUUGUUGAUAUGUAAUGAAAAUGCCACUGUACGAAAGCCAUGGACACAGGGAAGAACUUAACACUCCACACGUAUACUUUGAUAAAUGUGAGAACCUACAACAUCCAGUUCACAUACAUAAAUACACAAACACACAUAUGUAGGAGUCAAAACUGCCUAACCAGGCUUAAAGCAAGUUGUCUAUUGUAACCUGAGGGUUGUGUGUGUGUGGUUAUCUGUAGCUGAGCUGCAUUCUUGGACAGUUGUAUCUUCAUAAUGUUGAAUUAAAAAAGAACAUAUAGACGUA
Molecule: messenger RNA, 3682 nt
Organism: Solea senegalensis (Senegalese sole)
Lineage: Eukaryota; Metazoa; Chordata; Actinopteri; Pleuronectiformes; Soleidae
Product: ATP-dependent RNA helicase DDX19B
Exons: 12
Coding region: 174-1640 (488 amino acids)
Biological process (GO): poly(A)+ mRNA export from nucleus
Cellular component (GO): cytoplasmic stress granule; nucleus
Molecular function (GO): RNA binding; ATP binding; RNA helicase activity
Source: RefSeq, a predicted model, not a curated record